Molecule: messenger RNA, 798 nt
Organism: Andrographis paniculata
Lineage: Eukaryota; Viridiplantae; Streptophyta; Magnoliopsida; Lamiales; Acanthaceae
Product: stigma-specific STIG1-like protein 3
Exons: 1
Coding region: 19-495 (158 amino acids)
Source: RefSeq, a predicted model, not a curated record
ACACACAAAUUUAAAACAAUGAGGCCAAUUUUCAAAACCAUCUUCUCUAUCAUAGCCCUAACCCUAACCCUAACCCUAGUCCUAACCCUAACCCUAAUCCCGACGACAACCACCACCACCGCCGCCGCCACCACCACUCCACCGGAAAACCCUCCUCCGGCCAAGGUGCCAUCCCCACGGCAGGCGAGUCGCUUUCUCCAACAAAAUGGCCACGCAAGAAACCCUAAUGCGGCCGACCAUUGCCACAAGGACGACCGGAUUUGCGGGGUAGUGUUGAGCGACAGCAAGAACGCGACGUGCUGCAACAAUAAGUGUGUCGAUUUGGCGUAUGACAAUGACAAUUGUGGGGCGUGUAAGAAAAAAUGCGAGGUCACGGAAACUUGUUGUCGAGGGCAAUGUGUCACCCUCGCCUUCGACAAGAGACAUUGUGGUUCGUGCAAUAACCGGUGCAUGCCCGGGGGCUAUUGUAUAUACGGAUUAUGCGACUACGCGUAAGGGCAUCGUCAAAAUAUCGACAUUUUUUUUAAUUAAUUAAUAUUUAUAUUAUAAAUUGUUCGAUAAAUAUUGAUUAAUCGUACAUAGUAAAAAAAAAAAUAAGUUCAAUAUGUAUACAUACGUAUAAAUAUAUACAUACAUGUAUUUAUACACACACUAUUGUGUGUGUGUGAGAGAGAGAAAGGAUUUCUUUUGGUGGAAAAGAUUGGGAAUUUGAUUGGAAAUUCUUGGUUUAUUAAAUUGAGGGUUUCUUUUUCUUUUUCUUUUUCUAUUUCUAUUUUACUUAAUAAUUAUAAUGUGUUA